Molecule: messenger RNA, 724 nt
Organism: Salvia hispanica
Lineage: Eukaryota; Viridiplantae; Streptophyta; Magnoliopsida; Lamiales; Lamiaceae
Source: RefSeq, a predicted model, not a curated record
CGGGUCCACUUCGGCUGCGUAAACAGCAUGGACGUGAUGGCUGCAGCUGCUUCCGGAUCCACCAAACAUCCGAGCCAUCCGCGCCAUGAGCUGACUCUUCUGUGGAAGCCCGGUCGAGCUGCCUCCUUAAGGUGCGAUGCUUGUGGCGCCAUACACCGAGGGAACUCCUAUUUCUGCACCCUUUGUCAAUACUGCAUCAGCCAGAGCUGCGCGGCCUUACCUGCCAGUCUCGACCGCCACCACCUCCACAACCACCCGCUCUCCUUGGCUUAUCGUCUCCCACUUGAAUAUCUCAAGUACCAUUUCAAGUGUGAUGUGUGCCUCAAGGUGUUGCUCCCUCGAUAUUGGGUCUAUCACUGUAGGAUUUGCAGAUAUGUUGCCCAUCUCAACUGCACCAUCUCAACAUCUCCUUCAUCACGAGCAAUAUGAACGUGGAUGCAAAUGUCACUGUGUUUCCAAUAGAAGAUGCAGCUGAAGAGCUUAUUGGACCUCUCGUUGCAAAAUUAGGAGUAACGACUAUCUCUCAUGAUAAUGAGAUCAUCAAAGGCAACUUCAAACUUCAUAAUACAAACCAUCUGUUACGCCUAAUCUCAUCAUUGCAUUAUCCGGAACUAAACGACCAUGUCGUCGAUGAUGAUGAUGAAGAAGAAGAUGUUGAUCUUAACUAUGGCUUGAAUGGAAAAUUAGUAGUGAUGGAUGCACCACACCAAUUUCAUCAACAGAU